ACUAAAACCCUCACUAACAUAAAACCACACUCCUAUAUAAACUACUUGAUAAACAGAUCAACGCAUAGAUCUCUUAACUGAACGAAGCUACUAGAAAAAAAAAUCAAGAUGAGGAAGUGGACAGUCCCUUCCGUUUUGCUACUACUGUGCCUUCUUUCUCUCAUUUCAGAUCAAGGUCAGAAGUUACACGCAAAAGCAGAGGAUGAUUCUGAUUCGCUUGUAGAUCCUCCAAAAGUAGAGGAGAAACUCGGUGCCGUUCCAAACGGACUAUCAACGGAUUCUGAUGUCGUCAAGAGAGAGUCGGAGUCUAUUUCGAAGAGAACACUUCGCAACACUGCGGAGAAAUUCGAGUUCCAAGCUGAGGUGUCUCGGCUUAUGGAUAUUAUUAUCAACUCUCUCUACAGUAACAAAGAUAUUUUCCUUAGAGAGUUGAUUUCCAAUGCAUCUGAUGCGCUUGAUAAAAUUAGAUUCCUCUCUCUCACGGAUAAAGAGGUUUUGGGCGAAGGCGACAAUGCCAAGCUUGAUAUUCAGAUUAAGUUAGAUAAAGAAAAGAAAAUUCUAUCAAUUCGCGAUAGAGGUAUUGGCAUGACAAAGGAGGAUUUGAUCAAGAAUUUGGGUACCAUAGCUAAGUCAGGAACUUCAGCAUUUGUGGAGAAAAUGCAGACAAGUGGAGACCUAAAUUUAAUUGGACAGUUUGGAGUUGGGUUUUACUCUGUAUAUCUUGUUGCUGACUAUGUUGAAGUCAUUAGCAAGCACAAUGAAGACAAACAGUAUGUAUGGGAAUCAAAGGCCGACGGAGCAUUUGCAAUCUCUGAGGAUACCUGGAAUGAGCCUCUGGGACGUGGAACUGAGAUUAGAUUGCAUCUCAGGGAAGAAGCUGGAGAGUACUUGGAGGAGAGUAAAUUGAAAGAUUUGGUGAAGAAAUAUUCUGAAUUCAUCAACUUCCCAAUCUAUUUGUGGGCAAGUAAAGAGGUUGACGUGGAGGUUCCUGCUGAUGAAGACGAGUCUAGCGAUGAAGAUGAAACAACUGCUGAAAGCAGCUCUUCUGAUGAUGGAGAUUCUGAGAAAAGUGAAGAUGAGGACGCAGAGGAUAAACCAAAAACCAAAAAAAUUAAGGAGACUACUUAUGAGUGGGAACUUUUGAAUGAUGUUAAGGCUAUAUGGUUGAGAAAUCCAAAGGAGGUGACAGAAGAAGAGUACACAAAAUUCUACCACUCUCUAGCAAAGGAUCUUGGUGAUGAGAAGCCACUGGCAUGGAGUCACUUCACUGCUGAAGGCGAUGUUGAAUUCAAGGCUGUUUUGUUUGUUCCACCAAAGGCUCCUCAUGAUCUAUAUGAGAGUUAUUACAACACUAAUAAAGCCAACCUGAAGCUGUAUGUUAGACGAGUCUUCAUCUCAGAUGAAUUUGAUGAGCUUUUGCCAAAAUAUCUGAACUUUUUGAUGGGUCUCGUUGAUUCUGAUACUUUACCGCUCAAUGUUUCACGAGAAAUGCUUCAACAACACAGCAGCUUAAAAACAAUCAAGAAGAAACUUAUCAGAAAGGCACUUGAUAUGAUCCGUAAAAUUGCUGAUGAGGAUCCUGAUGAGGCAAAUGACAAAGACAAGAAAGAUGUUGAGAAUUCCAGUGAUGAUGAGAAGAAAGGUCAAUAUGCAAAAUUUUGGAAUGAGUUUGGCAAGUCUAUCAAACUCGGCAUUAUUGAGGAUUCAGUUAACAGAAAUCGCUUGGCAAAACUUCUCAGAUUUGAAACCACCAAGUCGGAUGGUAAAUUGACAUCACUUGAUCAGUACAUAUCAAGAAUGAAAUCUGGGCAAAAGGAUAUCUUCUACAUAACUGGACCGAACAAGGAGCAAGUGGAAAAAUCUCCUUUCCUUGAGAGGCUGAAGAAGAAGGGUUAUGAGGUUAUUUACUUCACAGAUCCAGUUGAUGAAUAUUUGAUGCAAUAUCUGAUGGAUUAUGAAGACCAGAAAUUCCAGAAUGUUUCCAAGGAGGGUCUGAAACUAGGGAAAGACUCAAAAGCUAAGGAGCUAAAGGAGUCAUUCAAGGAGCUAACCAAGUGGUGGAAGGGUGCUCUUGCCAGUGAGAACGUUGAUGAUGUGAAAAUUAGCAAUCGUUUGGCUGACACACCUUGUAUUGUUGUGACAUCAAAAUAUGGAUGGAGCGCAAAUAUGGAAAGGAUAAUGCAGGCCCAAACUUUGUCAGAUGCAAACAAGCAAGCAUAUAUGCGUGGCAAGAGGGUGCUCGAGAUUAAUCCAAGGCAUCCAAUCAUCAAGGAACUCCGUGAGAGAGUUGUAAAGGACCCUGAGGAUGAUAGUGUUAAGCAAACCGCCCACCUCAUGUACCAAACAGCGCUCAUGGAGAGUGGCUUCAUACUCAAUGAUCCCAAAGAUUUUGCCUCUCGUAUUUACAGCUCCGUGAAAUCUAGCCUAAGCAUCAGUCCUGAUGCUAUCAUCGAAGAGGAAGAUGAUGUAGAAGAAGUUGAAGUUGAAGCCGAAACAAAAGAAGCCACUUCCAGCAGUGAAGCUGAACCCACUAGAGAUGACGAGCUUACGGAACCCUCUGUUGUGAAGGAUGAGUUGUAGAUUGCCCAAAGAAAUGUGCCACGACCAUCCUUUUCAAGGCCCUCCUCUUUCCUGUAAUGCUGUUUCUUGAGAGAAGCUGAGUCGCUUCCUGUAUUUUUCACUUUGUCGAACUUUAAACAUUAGAUCGUGUAGAGGUAAUGAAUACUCAGGAAUUUUACCUUUUUAGCACUUGGUUAAGGAUUGCGUUGCAGCAAUGAAAUGAUAAACAAAUGGCAUUUUUGUUUC
Messenger RNA from Populus trichocarpa (black cottonwood), 2805 nucleotides. RefSeq names its product endoplasmin homolog. Bases 109 to 2580 code for a protein of 823 amino acids. The transcript has 15 exons. Gene Ontology annotation, molecular function: ATP hydrolysis activity; ATP binding; ATP-dependent protein folding chaperone. Gene Ontology annotation, biological process: protein folding. The record is from RefSeq and is a predicted model, not a curated record. Lineage: Eukaryota; Viridiplantae; Streptophyta; Magnoliopsida; Malpighiales; Salicaceae.